Molecule: messenger RNA, 1367 nt
Organism: Drosophila montana
Lineage: Eukaryota; Metazoa; Arthropoda; Insecta; Diptera; Drosophilidae
Exons: 3
Coding region: 69-662 (197 amino acids)
Source: RefSeq, a predicted model, not a curated record
UCUUUCUAGUGGUAGCGUUGCCAGAUAUUUAAGUAAAACCACGCGAAAUUUGCCAAUAAUAAAUAAACAUGCCACUGGAGCCCCAACGCUUCAAAUAUUACAAAACACAACUGAGCGAUUUAUUGCAGAGUGCAACAGCUCUCAUUCGCAACUACUACGACGCAUUAAGCUUUCAAACACCACAGCUCACUGCUCAAGCGAAUCGCAUUUGGGAGCUCAGUCAACGACAACGUUUAGUCUCUGGAAUCAACGAAGCGGCUGCCGCUACACUGCUCUCAGCUUGCCAUGACGCAUAUCAACCCAUUUACCAGUUCAUAAACCAGCAGCAUAAAACUGUGGCUGAGGUUGCUAUCCUUGUGGCAGAUUUUGAGCGAGAAUGUCAGGUUCUGACAGAAGAGCUAGGACAGGCGGAAGAGCUGAGACGGUGUACACUUGCCGAAUGGAGCUCUUGGCUAGCACAAGCGCUUAGCGUGCUGCAAACGCAAGCCAAGUUUUUGGAGCUGGAUUCACAUUGCCUUCUGCCUACGCUAGUGCAGAGCUCAACACUCAAAAAGUUCACACAAGAUUUGGAGCUUACAACGCAUUACAAGGCUAAAAUUAUCAUGGGGUUAACACAAGCCGUGCGCCGACCAGAGCUAUUGCCUUUUACUUUGGCAACUUGAUGGUUUCAUCCAAAUACACCAAACAAGUUAUUAGAAAAAAAUUCGAAUGAUUUAUUUGUUUAAGGCUGUCAUCUGCAAUAAACGAGUUUUGUUGCCAAUUCUGGCUGGAUUUCCUCUAGCAUUUCCAGCUACUGCCGCUCGACCAACCACGGUUACGGAUCACAAAAACACAAAACAAAAACAAAAAAAAACAAUACAACUUUGAAUUGUUGUUAUAAGCACUGCAAUACUUGAAAUUUAUUUAAACAUUUUUAAUUUGGUGUUGGGUUAUUCUUUCUGUAUGUUUAUGGUUUUUAUAUCUUCUUGCAAGAAAUUGCCAAGUGCAAAACAACACCUGAAAGCGCAAAAGAUUUGUUUAAUUUUAAAUAGAUUUAAUUGACCAGCCAAUAACUCACAUUCUUAACCAAUCCCAAGCGCGUUGUACUCCUAGCGAAGACGUCUAGCUUCACGUUCAGAUUCGAGAAGGGUCAGAAUGUCUCCCUCACGCACGGGUCCCUUAACGUUGCGGAUGAUUUGACGGUUCUGUUCUCCAAGGAACUCCACUUUGACUUGUGUACACUGGCCCUGGGAGCCGGUACGGCCAAGAACCUUCAUGACGCGAGCCCAAACAACUGGUUUGUCCAUGUUUUUUGUGUAUUUUCAGUAAGCUUUUUCGUAGAGAAUUCACGUGCGAGUUGCGUAUCAAUUGACAGACGCAAGCAAAAA